CGUCAUUUUGGCCAACACUGGAAUUCCAACCAGGGCACUCAGGACUCAGUUUAUUUACUGUAUGUAGGCAUCACAGGGAUUUACUUCCAGCAUGAAGCGAUGACACGGGCUGCUUAGCCAUCCUUUAAGGUGGGACGACGCUAUUUACUUCUGUUUUUUAUGCAGUUUUGAUGAAGUAUUAACUCAAAGAAACAACACAUGUACACAGUAACUUCCAAACCAGUCAGCAAUCCUUGGACAAAAAGCACCCAAACCCGGAUGUAAAGAUCAUAAAAAGCUAUGGGCCAGUUUCUCCGAAAACUCCAUGAAGAACAUCAGGCUGAAGGUGAUGGUGAUGGCUCACACAGAAAGAAGAACUCAAAUGCUCUGUUGUCAUUCCCGGACUUAAAUUUACUCCCCCCAGAAAUCAGCCUCUCCGUCCUGUCUCAUCUGAAUGCUACGGACCUCUGUCUGGCUGCCUGUGUGUGGCAGAGCUUGGCUAAUGAUGAUAUACUCUGGAUGAGCUUGUGUCACAGCAACUGGGGCUACGUCAGUGCCUACAAACGACGCCAUGAGCCAGGUUUUUCUUAUCGCAAAUUGUACUUGAAGCUGGAUGAGGGCAGCUUAACCUUUAACGCUAAUGCAAGGCUGGGUAUGGACUAUUUUUUAAACAACAUGCUGGUAGAAGACAACCCUAAGGAAAUUGCUAGAUUUUUACACUCAACAAAGAGGCUACAGAGUAUCCAGAAGAGAGAGUUUUUAAAAAAUAGGCAAGACAUUUUAGACAUCUUAGUGCAGCUACAGAACUAUGAAAACCAGUUCCUUCCAAAUGCUCUACGUAGGUUCUUUGGUGAGAUCCAUGCUCCUGAGGAGAGAGGAGACUACCUGAGCCAGCUGGUGGACAAGUUUUCUGAGAGAUUCUGUACCUGUAAUCCUGACCUGGGGCUCUCCAAAGAUGUUGUUUUCGUGGUUUGUUUCUCUUUGAUUCUGUUGUCUGUGGAUCUCUGCAGCCCUAGCGUCAAGAACAAAAUGUCAAAGCGCGAAUUUAUACGGAACACAAGACGUGCUGUUCACAUCAACGACGACUUUGCAGGUCAUUUGUACGAUAACAUUUACCUCAUUGGUCAUGUAGCACCGCAGCCAUGACAACCGUUGAUUUUAGACCAAUGCGUGUGCUGGACACAUGUUUUCAUUUGUACAUAUCAUUCAUGGCAGUUUGAGCUAACAUUAAUCAUAGUAAUUUGUGUGUUUUAAAAUGCUCAUUUUCAUUUAAGUCCCUUUGUGAUGCAUAUAAUUUGUGACAUGGUUAACUUGUUAAUUGAUGCUUUAUUCAUCUCUAUUUAUGAAAGAUGAUUUGAAUUCCAAAUGGUCAAUUCAAAUUUAGUCUGUCUUAUAUAAUAUUUGCUUUAUUCUGUAAGUAUGCAUAGUUAACAAAUCAUUCUGAGAUAUGCAUAAUUAGCAAACAGGAUGAACCUUCACUUAUUAGACUUUUUUUUUUUUUUCGGCUUCAUAAGUACAUCUUGACGCUCUCCAUCUACGUCUUUUCUUCCAGUCUGUGAUUUUUGUAAUAAAAGGAAGUGAAACAUAAUUGUAGAGAUUCACCAGUGGGAGUGCAUGUACAUACUGUCAUCAGCACAACAGAUAUUGUCAAUGUUUUAUAUUUUUGUAACUAAUUCAAAUAGAUUGCAUCACCUUGUUAUGCAGCAGAGUGGUACAAGGCGUGUAAUCUAAUUUUUUUAAGUGUAAAAAGUCAUUUUUUCCUCUGAUUUUUUCCAAGGAUACAUUGCUUGCAAAUAACCAUUUUCACUGUCAAGAUAAGAAGAAAAUUUGAUACUUUAUAGUAAUCUGCCAACGUGACUGUUAUGUAUUGAGUAUUUUCUUUACUAAUGUAAAAAUACAGUACAAAUUGAGUUACGUUGGCCUUGGUGAAAUUGGUAUCUUGAUAUCUUGAUUGGUAAUAUUUGUAUGCUUUCAUAAUUUACCUUCAUAUUGUCUUUAAGAAUUUAUGAGAGCUCAAUUACCAGAGUUGGCUAACGUGUUUGAAAACCUGUUAUGACUUUACAGGAGGAACAUAGAUUAUGAACUGCUUAAAAUAUUUUUGAUUUAAAAUGAUUAACCAUGUUAUUGUAAAAAUUGCACCAAAGAUGAUAAAGUUUACACUUGAGAAAAUGUGUACUGCUGAAAAAAGAUAAAAAUUCUCACAUUGUUUGAAUCCACAAUGAAAAUUUAUACAAUAUUUGACGAAUGAAAGUAAGACACCAAAGACUGUACUGCAAUGAGUGAAUGUUGAGUAAAUUAAUAUUUUUAGAUAGUUAAAUCAUAGUUUGUUGUGAGGCUAGAAUUGAUUGUGGCUCCCUGUAAUAUUAAUAAUUAAAUAAACCUAGCAUGUAUGAUGUACUAUUAACUAAUAUGCUCUAAAAUUUUAGACAUUCAAAAGUGUAAUUAUUGCAGAAAAUACUUAUCUUUUAACCCUAUGUACAGAGCUGUGAGGCUGUGAUACUAGUACAAUAUAUUAUAAUGAUAUUGUAGUGCAGUAAUACGAAGUUGAAUUGUAAUAUAUAUCUUA
Molecule: messenger RNA, 2545 nt
Organism: Lingula anatina
Lineage: Eukaryota; Metazoa; Brachiopoda; Lingulata; Lingulida; Lingulidae
Product: F-box only protein 8
Biological process (GO): regulation of ARF protein signal transduction
Molecular function (GO): guanyl-nucleotide exchange factor activity; protein binding
Source: RefSeq, a predicted model, not a curated record